Cucumis sativus (cucumber) is the source of this 1848-nucleotide messenger RNA. RefSeq names its product pentatricopeptide repeat-containing protein At5g56310. The transcript has a single exon. Bases 46 to 1440 code for a protein of 464 amino acids. The record is from RefSeq and is a predicted model, not a curated record. Gene Ontology annotation, biological process: RNA modification. NCBI's taxonomy places the organism in Eukaryota, Viridiplantae, Streptophyta, Magnoliopsida, Cucurbitales, Cucurbitaceae. Gene Ontology annotation, molecular function: RNA binding; protein binding.
UUGAAAAGUUGCCUCUAAAUUUUGCGGUAUGAACAAUUUAGACAAAUGAGAGCAUUUGGCACCCAGUUCAGAGCUGAAUCAACCAGAAUUCUCACUAUUUUCACCACUUCUCUUUCCCCACUUCACAUCCCUCAAAUUCAAGCUCAACUGAUCCUUCAAAAUCUCCAUUCACAUCCACUCAUAGCCCACCAUUUCAUUAACACUUGCCAUCAUCUUCAUCUUCUCGGUUCCGCUUUUCUCUUCUUUACCCAUAUCCCCAAACCCCAUGUCUUCAUUUGCAAUUCCUUAAUCAGAGCUUUUUCUCACUCCAAAAUCCCCCAUACCCCUCUUUUCCUUUACACCCACAUGAACAGAAACUCCAUUUCCCCCAACAAUUACACCUUCCCUUUUGUUCUCAAGUCAUUAGCCGAUUUCAAAGAUCUUGUCGGUGGACAAUCUGUUCAUACCCACGUUGUCAAAUCCGGACAUGCUUCUGAUCUUUAUGUGCAGAAUACGUUGAUGGAUGUGUAUGCGUCCUGUGGGAAAAUGGGGUUAUGCAAGAAGGUGUUCGACGAAAUGCUUCAUACAGAUGUUGUCUCGUGGACUAUUUUGAUUAUGGGUUAUAGAGUUUCUUUCAUGUUGGAUGAUGCUUUGAUUGUGUUUGAACAGAUGCAAUAUGCAGGUGUGGACCCUAAUCGUGUAACGAUAGUCAAUGCAUUGGCUGCAUGUGCGAGUUUUGGAGCUAUUGAAAUGGGUGUUUGGAUACAUGAGUUUGUGAAGACAAAAAGAUGGGAAGUGGAUGUGGUAUUAGGGACUGCUUUGAUCGAUAUGUAUGGGAAAUGUGGGAGAAUCAAAGAGGCAUUGGCUGUUUUCCAAGCAAUGAAAGAGAAGAAUGUGUAUACAUGGAAUGUAUUCAUUAAUGGGUUGGCUUCGGCCAAGUGUGGAGAGGAGGCCAUUGCUUGGUUUAAGAGAAUGGAUGAAGAAGGAGUUGAAGCAGAUGACGUGACAUUAGUGGCAGUGCUUUCUGCUUGUAGCCAUUCUGGCUUGGUGAACAGCGGCAGGCAGAUCUUCUGGUCUUUGAUCCACGGGAGGUUCGGGUUUUCUCCAGGAAUCAAACAUUAUUCAUGUAUGGUAGAUAUUUUGGCUCGUAAUGGGUGUAUUGAAGAGGCUUGUGUGAUGAUAAAGGAUAUGCCUUUUGAAGCCACCAGAUCAAUGUGGGGGUCUUUGCUAACUGGUAGCAGAGCUCAUGGGAGCUUGGAAGUGAGUGAAAUAGCAGCAAGGAGGCUUGUUGAAAUGGAACCAGAGAAUGGUGGUUAUUAUGUUGUGUUAUCUAAUAUUUAUGCAGAAAUGGGGAAAUGGAGUGAGGUUGAGAAAGUAAGAGAGAUCAUGAAAGAGAGAGGGCUGAAGAAGGAUUUGGGGUCAAGUUCUGUUGAGCUUCAAGAGGUUGGAAAGUACGCGUGAAUCAUUUUCUAAUGUCAUAGGUUGAAGUUUAAGCUUGGAGAAACUGCCCAAAGCAUUUUUUUGUACUCCAAGAGAGAAAAGUUAUAAUCACCAUGGAGGGUUAAUACAACUGAGGCAGGGCAUGUAACAUAGGGAGUGUAUCAUUCGUUUGUUAGAUUCUUUGGUUUCUAAAUGCUUAAAAUACUUUUCUAAAUACUUAGAAAGUCAAACGAGAGUAAAUCUUAACUACAUACAUUCUCUACGGCGAAUAACUUCUCGAACCAAAUCUAUUGCAGAGUCCAUCCAUUCUUGGCUUCCAUAGUUGAUCUUCAAAGAUUCAGAAACUAUUCAGGUCUAGAGACGAAUUAUUUUCCUUUUCUCAAUUGCAUUCCCAUUUCUUUUUAACAUGGAAACAGAGUUAUUCCUAAA